CCUUACUGUUUUUUAUUGCUAAGCACACCAAUCACAAGAGAACUCCUCACCAAGUCACCAUUUCUCUCCAUAUCCCUUAUUUUUCUAUCCCUAUCAUUUAUUCUCCCCAUUUCGAUUAUUAUUUUAUUCAAUCUCCAUCAGGAUGCGUGUGUGACUUGUGAGAGAGAUAGAUUCCACAGCAAUUUGCUCCAUCUCCUCCUCCAAGCACAGGCCAAGAACUGCUCCCCUGAAAAGAUCGUAUUUUUCCUCGAUUCAGCUAGUUUCUGUCCGAGAAAUCGUCGCUGGAGAUCUCGGAGAAGCGAGAGGCUCGAGGUUUUUGCUGCAUUUGGCGUAGAAUCUGCCUCGGGAACGGGCAAAGGAGCGGCCUUUCGAGCUCCGAGGAGCAUUCUCUGAGAAGGCGAGAGGGGAGGCGGCGGCUCUGGCGCGCUCGGGGAGGGCGGUGAUGCCGGCGGUUGGGUCGGUUUGAGGACGACUCCACGUCUGUGGUCGUGAGGACGCCGGCGCCGGCGGGGAUGGAGUCCAGCGGGGAGGAGCUUCUGAAGAAGAUCCGGGAGCUGGAAGUUGGGCAGGCGCAGCUCAAGCAGGAGAUGUGCAAGCUCAAACCAGGUGUCGGGGAGCGGCGGCGUUCGCAGUCGGUGUCGCCGAGGCGCGGCGCGCCGGUGCCGCCGCCGCCGCCUGCCAAGGGGACGCCGCCGGUGAGGCGGUUGUCCGGGGGCUUCGAGGGCGGCCCGCGCGCGUGGGCCCGUGGGUCGGCGUCGUUCCGGCACGCGUCGCCGCUGCAGCGGGAGGGCCGCGCCACGGGCGCCGGAGACGCCGGCACCAGCUCCGGGCUGCCGGAGAGGCAGUACCCCAGGGUGCUGCAGGCGCUAGGGCAGUCCGUCUACAUUCUUGACCUCGACGGGAGGAUCAUAUACUGGAAUCGGUCUGCAGAGAAUCUGUUUGGUUAUCCUGCAUCGGAAGCCCUUGGUCAGGAUGCCCUCAUGCUUCUAGUUGAUUCGCGUGAGCACAAUGUGGUAAAUGACAUCUUCCGACGUAUUUCUAUGGGUGAGAGUUGGACUGGGAUGUUUCCAGUUAAGAACAGGGCAGGAGAUAGGUUUUCAGCUGUUGCCACCAACACACCUUUCUACGAUGAGGAUGGCAGUUUGGUGGGUAUCAUUUGUGUUUCAAGUGAUUCGCGCCACUUGGAGGAGAUAUUUUGUAGGCCUCCUACCUCUGCAAGGCCCCAAUCAGAAUUGUCUAGGACAAAUUGUGAUGGGAGUUGCAGCAACAACAGUCGCAAAACUAGUUUGUUGAACAGAAGUCCUUUUGAUCCUCAGCAACCCCUGCAAAGCACUUUAGCAUCCAAGAUAACGAACUUGGCUACCAAGGUCACAAAUAAAGUUCGUUCUCGGGUUAGGACAGACGAGAAUGGCAUGGAACGGGAAGGUGGCAGUGGUGAGAGUCAGUGCUUGGAUCGUGGUGCUAAGGAAGAGCCAACAUCGAGUGGAACAACUACGCCAAGAGGGGAUGCACCACGUGGCGCCUUUGCUAUGGAAGAGAACUCCCCUGGGAAAUCAACCAACACAAACAGCGAUGAAUCAGGAGAAGGAAAAGUAGGAUUACACAAGAUUUUGAGUUCAAAGGCAGAGGCACUGCUGACCAAGAAAGGGAUAUCAUGGCCUUGGAAAGGGCGGGAGAAUGAGGGACCUGAUGAACAAAAUCAUGUGAUCUUGCCAUGGUUGCAUGGUGAGCAAGAGAAUGGCCUGAAUCAUCAGAAGGUUUCUGAUUCUACCAUAGCUCCAGACAGCCAAGGUGCUGAACACAACCAACCUAGCAAAAAUGAGGCAUCAGGUUCCUCGUCCUCUUUCAACAAUAACAGCACAAGCAGUGCAAGCAGCACUGGAAGCACUAAUAGUAGUGCUCUCCACAAAGUAGAUCAUGAAGUGGACUGUCUGGAUUACGAGAUCCUGUGGGAAGACCUUGUCAUUGGAGAGCAAAUUGGUCAAGGAUCUUGUGGGACAGUAUAUCAUGCUUUGUGGUAUGGCUCGGAUGUGGCUGUUAAAGUAUUCUCCAAGCAAGAAUAUUCGGAAGAAGUGAUACAGGCCUUUCGACAAGAGGUAUCGCUUAUGAAGAAACUGCGCCAUCCUAAUAUACUGCUCUUCAUGGGUGCGGUUACAUCUCCACAAUGCCUCUGUAUCGUAACAGAGUUCCUCCCUCGUGGAAGUUUGUUUCGCUUACUUCAAAGGAGCACUACCAAGUUGGAUGUGAGACGGCGCGUUCACAUGGCUUUAAAUAUUGCAAGGGGCAUGAAUUAUCUUCACCAUUCCAGCCCACCUAUCAUUCAUCGAGAUUUAAAAUCAUCUAAUCUGUUGGUUGAUAAGAACUGGACUGUGAAGGUGGCUGACUUUGGUCUUUCACGUCUCAAGCGCGAAACUUUUCUGACAACAAAAACUGGAAAAGGAACACCACAAUGGAUGGCACCAGAAGUUUUGCGCAAUGAACCUUCAGAUGAGAAGUCUGAUGUAUAUAGUUAUGGGGUGAUCCUGUGGGAACUUGUCACUCAGAAGAUACCGUGGGAAAAUCUGAACUCAAUGCAGGUCAUUGGUGCUGUUGGUUUCAUGAACCAAAGGUUGGAUAUUCCGAGUGAUCUAGAUCCUCAAUGGACAUCAAUUAUCCUAAGCUGUUGGGAAAGUGACCCACAGCAACGCCCAUCGUUCCAAGAACUCAUGGAGAGGUUUCGAGAACUGCAAAGACAUUACGCCAUCCAGCAUCGAGGAGUGAAAACCGCAGCUCCCAGCGGUUGCUUACUAUAGCGAGAUGAUCCUGUCGGCAGUGCAGCGACGUGUUAAAUCCCGAGAAGGGUACACACCUCCUGUAUGGUUGCUCCCUGGGACAGCCAAGGCUGGAAAUCUGUACAGACGAGGUGCCAUCUGAUUUUCUUGAGUUCCUCCCCCAGGGCAGUUAUGACUGAAAUUCCUCCUGACAGCAAGGCUAGGGUGGUAACUGAGCCCAGGCUGGCGAUGCGCGGUGAACAUCUGAUCUGGAUUUAAGUUUCUGGCAAGGACAUGCUGCGUAGAUUGUUCUGACAACAGUGAUGUAUACCAGUGGUCGAUCAUGCGUGAACUGAAUCGAUGCUGUAAAAUCAGCAUUUUUGUUUCGCAUCA
Phragmites australis (common reed) is the source of this 3143-nucleotide messenger RNA. RefSeq lists its product as uncharacterized. Lineage: Eukaryota; Viridiplantae; Streptophyta; Magnoliopsida; Poales; Poaceae. Gene Ontology annotation, molecular function: ATP binding; protein kinase activity. The record is from RefSeq and is a predicted model, not a curated record. The transcript has 13 exons. The coding region runs from base 513 to 2792 and encodes 759 amino acids. Gene Ontology annotation, biological process: protein phosphorylation; regulation of DNA-templated transcription.